ACGAGACCCGACAUGCCGGCCGCCGCUGCGAGAGAAGGUCGGCCCGAGUCAUUCGCCUCCCUUCCAGGAACGUCAUGACGUGGGAGGCAGAAGAAGACGGAGAUCGGUGAUCUCCGCCUUUUCCAUGCAAGCCAGGGACGCGGACGACCCCGAGCUCCGAGAUGAUGUCCGAAUUCGUGCUUACCAAGUUGUCCUGCUCAAGUAUUUUGUUUCUCGCGUCUCAUCUCGUUUUGUCUUCGCCCUCAUCUUUCACCAUGCCUGCACCAACCAAGCCCGCGUCCGAGCAGCCCAAGGAGGUCAACCCCCUCAACCCCAAGGGCCUCAAGCCAUGCUGCGCCUGCCCCGUCACCAAGUCGGCGCGUGACGACUGCUUCAUCAAGUACAACUCGGACGAGGCGGCCAUCAAGUGCGCCGACUUGAUAGACCAGCACAAGGCGUGCAUGCGCGGCUACGGCUUCAAGGUCUAAGCCCCACACUCCUCAUCUAUCUAGACAAGCCCGACCCCGUCGGCGACACCGGCUCGGCCGGCUCAUUCAGACUUGCAUGCACCAUUCAUCGUGACUGAGAGCGCGCAGAGAAGGGCCACAGUCCCAGUGUCGGUCACAGCAGAGCAUGCGAGUUUCUUCCUUUUUCAGCGUCGUGUCAACCUACGCGUUCAACGACCUGCUCAGCCUCCUCCCUGCAAUGAGACAUGG
Messenger RNA from Cutaneotrichosporon oleaginosum, 695 nucleotides. RefSeq lists its product as uncharacterized. Gene Ontology annotation, molecular function: copper ion binding; copper chaperone activity. Gene Ontology annotation, cellular component: mitochondrial intermembrane space. Gene Ontology annotation, biological process: mitochondrial respiratory chain complex IV assembly. Lineage: Eukaryota; Fungi; Basidiomycota; Tremellomycetes; Trichosporonales; Trichosporonaceae. The record is from RefSeq and is a predicted model, not a curated record.